GGCCAGGCUCGGGCGGGGAGCCUAUGAGAGCCGGGCGCCGGGGGGCGGGCCGCACAGCGGCGGCGGCUGCCGGGGGCGGCGGCGGCGGCGGCGGCGGCGGACUGGGGAGGCGGCGGCCUGGCUUGGCCUGGCCUGGCCUGUCAGGGCGCGGGCGGCGGCGGCUCCAGCACCAUGUCCCUGCAGUACGGGGCGGAGGAGACGCCCCUCGCCGGCAGUUACGGCGCGGCGGAUUCGUUCCCAAAGGAUUUCGGCUACGGCGUGGAGGAGGAGGAAGAGGAGGCGGCAGCCGCGGGCGGCGGGGUUGGGGCGGGGGCCGGAGGUGGCUGUGGCCCGGGGGGCGCUGACAGCUCCAAGCCGAGGAUUCUGCUCAUGGGCCUGCGGCGCAGCGGCAAGUCCUCCAUCCAGAAGGUGGUGUUUCAUAAAAUGUCACCCAAUGAGACCCUCUUUUUGGAAAGUACCAACAAGAUUUACAAAGAUGAUAUUUCUAAUAGCUCCUUUGUGAAUUUCCAAAUAUGGGAUUUUCCUGGGCAAAUGGACUUUUUUGACCCAACUUUUGACUACGAGAUGAUCUUCAGGGGAACGGGAGCGUUGAUAUACGUCAUUGAUGCACAGGAUGACUACAUGGAGGCUUUAACAAGACUUCACAUUACUGUUUCUAAAGCCUACAAAGUUAACCCAGACAUGAAUUUUGAGGUUUUUAUUCACAAAGUUGAUGGUCUGUCUGAUGAUCACAAAAUAGAAACACAGAGGGACAUUCAUCAAAGGGCCAAUGAUGACCUUGCAGAUGCUGGGCUAGAAAAACUCCACCUUAGCUUUUAUUUGACUAGUAUCUAUGACCAUUCAAUAUUUGAAGCCUUUAGUAAGGUGGUGCAGAAACUUAUCCCACAGCUACCGACCUUGGAAAACCUAUUAAAUAUCUUUAUAUCAAAUUCAGGUAUUGAAAAAGCUUUUCUCUUCGAUGUUGUCAGCAAAAUCUACAUUGCAACAGACAGUUCUCCUGUGGAUAUGCAGUCAUAUGAACUUUGCUGUGACAUGAUUGAUGUUGUAAUUGAUGUGUCUUGUAUAUAUGGGUUAAAGGAAGAUGGAAGUGGAAGUGCUUAUGACAAAGAGUCCAUGGCCAUCAUCAAGCUGAAUAACACAACUGUCCUGUAUUUAAAGGAGGUGACUAAAUUUUUGGCACUGGUUUGCAUCCUUAGGGAAGAAAGUUUUGAAAGGAAAGGUUUAAUAGACUAUAACUUCCAUUGUUUCCGAAAAGCUAUUCAUGAGGUUUUUGAGGUGGGUGUGACUUCUCACAGGAGCUGUAGUCACCAGACCAGUGCCCCCAGCCUGAAAGCGUUGACACACAACGGCACGCCACGAAACGCCAUCUAGCCUGGACGCCAGUGAUCGGGGCUCUGUGCCAGCUUAUUCUUCACUCCAGGGUCAGAUGCCACGUGCUGCAGGACAUGGGAGUUGCCGCUUGUGAGAACCUGGUGCCUGUCCCACUAGAGACAAGGGGUAGAGUUUCUCAUUUGGAUGCAAACACCUUCAGCCAGUGGUGUGCAACUGAAGCUACUGUUUCUUUAAAAAAAAAAAAAAGGCAAAAAAGAAUUCCAGAGACCACAGAAGUGUGUGUCUUUCUCCUCUUGGGGGCCCUACUUUAAGUAGUUGGGACAUCUUGGACCUGGAGAUAAUAGCCGUUAACCCGUCCUUACCAGGGGAUGUCGCCAUCAAAUACCAGUUGAAAAUAAUAGAACUGAAUUUUUAUAUGCUUCACUUAGAUUCUCAUUUGAGUAGUCUCUAAAAAUCCUGCCUCGCUUGAGUUCUAACACUGCCUCUCAGAUUUCAGUUUUGGACCUUACACACCUCAGACCUUCUAAACGCAUUUGCUUGCUAACUCAAGACACAUGGUCUGACUGCAGCAAAAAAGGACAUUCCUGUAUUUGUUUCUGAAGAAAUGAGAAAAUUUUAUGCUGCAUCAAGUCAAGAGCAAGUCUCCAACAGUGGCUGCUGCGUUCGUUCCUUCAGAAGUGUUGAGGAACAAACUUUGAGACAGAAGAUCUUUGCACCUGUGUUUUGGAUACCAGAUACCUGGGUUCCUUCCCUCACAUUUGAUAAAUGAUUCUGAUCACUGUUUGAAAAAAAGGGAAUUAAAAAAGUUGUUUUCCCCAUAAUCUCUUCCUCCUCUUAGGAGAAAAACUCAUCAUGUCAUUGAAAUAUUUAGCUCAUUUUUCUUUAAACUUGAUACCAGUCUCCACGUACCUUUUAUUCUAAGCUGUUGAGAUUCUUUUAAGAAUUGCUGUUUUGUUGCCCCUGAAUGACCCAAAGGCACUGGUGGACUGUCCACUGGGGGUUGAGAGCGUACGGCACCACGACAUGUGUCAUUAAACAUACUUCGUCUCCAGUGUUCCGACACCAAGUGUCAACUGUGGUACUUUCUUCACUUAGGAAAUUGAUUUAUAAUUGGUUGUUUUGUUGAAAGUUGAUACCCUUUCCAUUGACUUAAGCUUAUACAUUACUUUUACUCCACAUGCCCAGUUGUCGUAUAUUCCAAAGCCACUGGACCGCUUGAGUACAUAAGUACCACUGUUACAUGAAAUAUGUGUAUUCAGGUCUGUAAACCCAACUUUGUGACUUGGAGGGCUUCCUGCAGAUGAUUCCGACUGAUGAGUAUUUACAUGGACCAUAGUGAUAUCCAAAAGAAAAAUGCUUUUAUAUUUAUAGGUUAUUUCAUUGAACUAUAUAAAAUGGGUAUCAAUAAAUGUAUUUACUCCAGAA
Capra hircus (goat) is the source of this 2757-nucleotide messenger RNA. RefSeq names its product Ras related GTP binding C (gene RRAGC). The record is from RefSeq and is a predicted model, not a curated record. Gene Ontology annotation, molecular function: GTPase activity; GTP binding. Gene Ontology annotation, cellular component: Gtr1-Gtr2 GTPase complex; nucleus; lysosome. Gene Ontology annotation, biological process: regulation of autophagy; cellular response to amino acid stimulus; positive regulation of TOR signaling. Lineage: Eukaryota; Metazoa; Chordata; Mammalia; Artiodactyla; Bovidae. The transcript has 7 exons. The coding region runs from base 172 to 1371 and encodes 399 amino acids.